Molecule: messenger RNA, 1071 nt
Organism: Rhipicephalus microplus (southern cattle tick)
Lineage: Eukaryota; Metazoa; Arthropoda; Arachnida; Ixodida; Ixodidae
Product: piggyBac transposable element-derived protein 4-like
Source: RefSeq, a predicted model, not a curated record
AUGGUGCUGAAUCGGCUGAUUUCCUUCUCCCACGCAGGAAAACAAAAAUGCCUGAGCCCAGAGGAAGCUCUAGAACUGUUUUUCAGUUUACCGGACAAUUGCAAUGACAGUACAGAUGAGUACUGCGAAAGUUCUGAAGACGAAGAGUUUGUGCUUGCCCCUCAUGAAAGCAGCGAGGAGGACGACACUUUGCCGCCGCUACCAGGGCCGAGUACAAGCAAACGCAAAGGAAUCCGACGCAAACACUACGUUGGAAAAAGAAAAAAACAAAAGAAAUUGAAGAAGCCUUCCGAAGAGCUUGAUGACAAGACUGUGGACAACCAGUGGGACUCAUCCAAAUUUGUUGCCACAACUCCUACAAAUUGCAGUGCACUUGGAUCUCAGAAGCUUUCGCAGAGAAGCACUGUACUUGAAACAUUCUCUCUGUAUUUUGAUGACGAUGUUAUGAAGCAUAUUGUCGAUCAAACCAACCUAUACGCAGCACAAACAAACCGCGCAGGAUGGACGGCACUGACAUGUUUAGAGCUUCGUGCUUACAUAGGACUGCUUGUUCUGAUGAGCGUCAAUCGCAUGCACCACCUGCAAAUGUAUUGGUGCUCGGACAGCUUCUUUCAUGUAAAGGAAAUCGCGCAGGUGAUGUACAAACGCUUCCAGCUCAUAACAAACUGCCUUCACCUGAACAACAAUGACCUCAUGGCGGAUUACGGCACAAAGGACUACGAUCGGUCCUACAAAGUUCGACCUUUGAUGGACAUGAUGAACGAGAGGUUUCUGGCUAACUACACGCCAUCCAGUCAUCUCGCUGUCGACGAGAGCAUGAUACUGUUCAAAGGGCGUUCGAGCAUGAAACAGUACAUGCCCAUGAAGCCUAAAAUCAAAAGGGGCUACAAAGUUUGGUCUCUCGCGGACUCCGAGACUGGUUAUCUCCUGAAGUUCCAGCUCUACGAAGGAAAGAGCGCACACAAGCCAGAUGACGUAACCUUGGGUGAACAUGUUGUUUUGACCCUGACCGAUGGCGCCGUGCCUGCUGGCUCACAGGUAUUUUUUGAUAAUUUUUUUCGGUGUGUCUAA